This is a messenger RNA of Solea senegalensis (Senegalese sole), 2237 nucleotides long. It is a transcript of the gene b3gnt7, whose product is annotated as UDP-GlcNAc:betaGal beta-1,3-N-acetylglucosaminyltransferase 7. The record is from RefSeq and is a predicted model, not a curated record. Gene Ontology annotation, cellular component: membrane. Lineage: Eukaryota; Metazoa; Chordata; Actinopteri; Pleuronectiformes; Soleidae. The transcript is spliced from 2 exons. Gene Ontology annotation, molecular function: hexosyltransferase activity. The coding region runs from base 233 to 1483 and encodes 416 amino acids.
UCUGUGCUCAGGUCCUCAGCAGCAGCAUCACCACCACCAACAAGACAACUCCACCGUCUGCUCCAAGGCUGUUUUCAUAGAAAGGAUUAUUAUUUUUAUCUUUUUGGGCUAAAAAAAAAAGUCAAGCUAAAAAAAAAAACCGAAACAACCCUCUCUUCUGGUUUACUCCACAUUUUUAAAACCCCUCAAAGUAACAACGCUCACAACGUCCGUGGACAGAAAGUCUGAGAAAAUGUUCAACAACAGAGAUCGGUGGAGGGUGUACAAGAAGGUGAUUGUCAUGUUCUUCCUGGCUGUGGUGGCACUGACUGUUGUCCAGAGAGGGAGUAUCAACAUGGUGGUCCCAUUCGAACUCCAGAGACAGGCUCGCAUGGACAACUCUGUAGGAGUCGAGCCUGUCGCUGUAAUGGAAGACAAAACGUUCCUGGGGUUAAAAGGUUUUUGGAAGACCAAUAAACAACAACCACACCCGAAAGUAUUGCCGAGCAUACAUGAGGCCACAUUCACAGUGAACAGCAGUCCUAGAACCUGGGACAUAACCAGCUCCAACUGCAGUGCCAACCUCAACCUCUCCAGCCAGGACUGGUUCAAGGGCCUGGAGGACAAUUUUAAGCAGUUCUUGCUUUAUCGACACUGUCGUUUCUUCCCCAUGCUUUUCAACCACCCAGACAGGUGUAGUGGGGAGAUAUAUUUGCUCAUGGUAAUCAAAUCAGUGGCCACCCAACAUGACCGCAGGGAGGUCAUCCGAAAAACCUGGGGUAAAGAGCGGGUGGUGGAUGGCAAGAGGAUAAAGACCCUCUUCCUCCUUGGCACGUCGUCUAGUAAGGAAGAGAAAGCGAACCAUCAGAAGCUUGUGGAGUUUGAGAACUACAUCUAUGGGGAUAUCCUCCAAUGGGAUUUUUUGGAUAGCUUCUUCAACCUCACACUAAAAGAGACUCACUUCCUCAAAUGGUUCCACAUCUACUGUCCCAGUGUGCGCUACGUCUUCAAAGGGGACGAUGAUGUGUUUGUCAGCGUGGACAACAUCAUUGAAUACCUUGAAAACACCAACCCUAACAAGGACAUGUUUGUGGGGGAUGUGAUUUUCAAGGCUAAGCCUAUUCGCAAAAAAGAAAACAAGUACUACAUACCCCCAGCUUUAUAUAACAAGACACUAUACCCCCCAUAUGCAGGUGGAGGGGGUUUUCUGAUGGAUGGGAGCCUUGUGAAACGGCUUUACUGGGUUGCCGAGACCCUGGAGCUCUACCCCAUCGACGAUGUCUUUUUGGGCAUGUGUUUGGAGAUCCUUCAUAUCACUCCUAUAAAGCAUGAGGCCUUUAAGACGUUUGGCCUAGUGAAAAAUAAGACCAGUAAAUUGAACCGAGAACCUUGUUUCUUUAAGAGCAUGAUAGUGGUGCACAAGCUGCUUCCAUCAGAGCUCAUGCGCAUGUGGAAUCUGGUAAACAGUGACCUGGUUUGCACACAUAAGGUGGAGAUCCGAUAGUUGAUCAAGGACACCAGAUGAGGACUGAGCUACAUUUCUGUGGCCGUCAAGAGGAUGCACAGCACAGUGCAUGAUAGUCGAAGACAAUCUUCCGAGUAAAUGCACAUACACGUACAAUAUUUGAAUUCCUUUUUCUGGGGGUAACUUUCUCAAAAGUCAUAGAUGAUGUAGUCUGACCUAGAAGUUUGCAUCUCCAUUGGCAUAUUGAAAAAGAACUCACUGUCAGCAUGCAGACUCCGACAACUCUCCCUACCUCUAUGACUUGGUAAAAGAACUCUUAAAUGUUACGAUGGGUGACAUUUUCUUCUGAAAUAAAUCAUGAUAACAUUUCCUGAAUAUCAUAUCACCUUUUGUAACACAGUGGUCCUUGUUUGGACUGAGACUGACUCGAUCCGUACUUAUACCACUUUUACCAUAGGCUACUUCUGUGGAAACCCUUGAAACAAUUGUGUCAACUCGCUAACAUUUAUGUGCUGACUCUCUACGGAUUUGAACAUGCUGAUAUACUUGACAUGAAUUUGGUAGUUUUUGCAAAGACACACUGUGAACUAAACUGUUGCUGGUACGGUACGAGCAUAUGACGUGUUAAUUUAAUUGCUCCAGAUAAAAGGUGGCACAUGUGGGGGGUUCUUUGUGUUUAAUUUAAGCAUAUUAAUUGUUGAGGGCGUAGUGGGAUUUUAGGUGAUGUAAAUACAUGUAAAAAUCAAAAUGUACAUACACUGUCAUUUGUUAAUAAAAGAUUUUUUUGACAAAA